UGGAUUUGGGCAACUUCAGUCACAGUUAACUGUUCACUGUGAACCGCAGGACUAAAGCGACGCCACAGAGUUACAGAUUUACUACAGUGUAAAAGGCUGUGAGUCAGAGCUGAGCGUCUGCAGAUCAGAGGCAGGUUUACCAAACAGCUGGACGAGACUGCUGAUUCUUCUGAGCAGAGAAGCCCGCAGCUGGUGACCUGAGCAGCCUGAAGAUGUUGGCUCUGAGGACAUUUGUCCUGCUGGGGCUGAGCUGGACAUGUCAAGCUGUUCCUGGUGAUCCGUGGGGCCAGUGUCCAGUCAACAGAAAGUGUAAGGACAAGUUUGCAGACGGGUCAUGUGACAAAGCGUGUACGGAGCCCGAGUGUCUCAGAGACGGCUUCGAUUGCCUGAAGGACAGGAGCCACUGCAAUCCUGGCCACAUCCAGUACUGCCGCGAUCACUACGCCAACUCCCACUGCGAGCAAGGCUGCGACAAUGCCCCCUGUGGAUGGGACGGCAGCGACUGCUUCACACACCAGAGCCCCCUGUGGGCCAAAGGCACCCUGGUCCUUCACGCCGGCGUCCCACAACGUGGCACCUUCUCCAACAGCUCCCUGCUCUGGGCACUCAGCGUCCUCCUCCAGUCGCCACUCAAACUGAGAGGCUCUGCCCCCUUCCCUACUAACAGGAACUUGUUUGACUUUGACCCUGUGCAGCUUGCCAACCUGCUGACUCAGGCAUCACCAUCUGACUCAAAUGGCUCCCUCUUUUUCCUCCAAGUCGACAACAGGCCAUGUUCCCAUCUGCCUUCUACAUGUUUCCCCUAUGCCACCGAGGCAGCCAGUUUCCUGCGUGCUUUAAUGUUGCUCAAGCCUGGCUCGUUCCCCACCCUCCCGGAGCUGCACACUGUCAUCAGUAUUAGAGGUGUCCGAGAGGAAAUAGGAAGCAGAGAGGAGGAAACCGGGAUAAAGGAAGUCAAAGAGCCUACCCCUGCGUGGCUAUGGGCCGUUAUUGCCAUAGCGAUUGGCCUGCCACUGCUGCUGGCCCUAGUGGUGUUCUUGGUGGUGAGGAGGGUGAGGCAGCAGCGGGCGAAGAGGGAAGGGGGUAACAGGGUGAGACACCGGUCCACAGUCACAGACAAUGACCCCAAAUCCAAGGCCUUGACACCGCACGCAGCCCACCAAGAGCAGAGGGUCAGAUCCAGCAGAGAGAAAGAGAAGAUCAGCUUGAGGAAAAAGAAGAAAGCAAAGGAAGCCGAGAAAAAGAGAAGGAGGGAACCGCUGGGGGAGGAUGCCAUUCAUAUGCGACCUCUCAAAAGGGACCAGGAUAUAGGAAGUGAUACAGACUUUACCCAGAGUUCAAUGGAAGACAUCAAUGCUAGAUGCUCCAGGCGGCAAGAGGACGCUACCAUCUGUGACCACAGGAGCCAGGAGCAGAAACACUACCGGGCUGGAACCUCACAGCCCCGCAGACCUGUGCAAGCUCCACCUAGAGGAUGGGAUAGAAAUGCCAUGCCUCCUCCUCUGCUCAGUCCCCCGCAGCAGUCGGCAGAGUGGUGUGGCCCGGAUGGGUCUGUGGUUCUGAUCCGAGCAGUGCGCAGCGGGCUGGACAGAGUGGUCUUGGAGCUGCUGCGAGCAGGCGUGCCUGUCAACAACACCGAUCAUACUGGGAGAUCAGCCCUGCACUGGGCAUGCUCAGUAAACCACCUCUCCCUAACAAGAACCCUCAUUCGCUAUGGGGCCGCUGUGGACUUGCAAGACAACAAGGGUGAGACAGCACUCUUCCUCUCCGCCCUCCAUGGUUGCUAUGAUACGUGCAGACUCCUCCUCCUUCAUGGUGCCAACCUUGACCUUCAUGAUCGUAGAGGACGUCGUCCAGUGGACGUGGCCAGAGAGAGCAUGCAUCACCAGGUCCUGGAACUCCUAUUGGCUCACCAAAUUCAGAGAGGGCCUGUUCCCGUCGACUCGGCCAAUGACAUGAUGUGGGAGGAGCGUUCUCUGAUGUACUCGCCAUGGGUCGGCUCACAAGCCAUGCCCGGAAGAAGUGCCUCCUUCUCUGGGAUCAUAGGGCAUCGAGAUAUGACCCCGCCUCAACAAAAUGAUUGGUCGAUGAGCCGAGUCCAGUACCCCUCCCCUCAGAACUGGCGGCCACAGCUCAACCAAUCAGCAACAGCGCUGGUCCCUCCAAGAAUCAUGGGCCGCUCCCCUCGGCCAAUCAGCACCUUACAGGAGGUGACCUCAGAAGACGAGGAUCGUGACAGGCAUCAGGAAGUUCCGAGAGCUGCAACACCUCACUUCCUGUCACCCCAGCCUGCCCCUCGGCAGCGUUCCUUUUCCUGCACCCAGCAAGCAUUGCAGCGGCGCUCCAGUGCCCACCAGCCAGAGCCCAACUAUAUUAUUGUGACAGACAGAACAGCCAAUGACCCCAUAGAAAGAGUGGUUGUUUCACCUCCCACAGAUGCUGCCACCCAAUCAGAUCGCCAGCCAGUUAUAAAUGCUGACAAUCCUAGUAGAGCGGAACUAGCAGCGGUGAGUUCAGCAAAUUCAGAGCAGAAAUCCAGAGGUGAGAGGUCAAACAACACUACUGACUCCACGCAAACAGCCUUGUAGAGAAAGAAGAUGUAAAAAGACUUACAAUUAAGCUACAUUGACAGAGAGGCACUGAGUUUUAGGUUGACAUGGUGUAUUUUGUUGUUAAGCCCAAUGCAAACCAGAAGGCUUACAUAGAGGCCCAAAUCUGGAUCAUUUCAGGAGCUUAAUUAUUAUCCAGUAUGCAUAUGUUGGGUGUCACCUGAGGAUUUGCUUGUUAGCUUACCUAUUUGUUAGAUUUUUGUCAAAUGAAUACAUAGCAGCACUUGUAGAUUUUCCUUCCCAAAGCACCUCCGAGUUUUCACCCAGCCUUGCCUAAAUUAUUACUAUUAUUAUAUUUUAUACUAGGGAGGUAUUGUUCCUUGUAAAUUUUCUCUUAAAAGGCACUGUCAAAUAAGUAAUAUUACAAUAUUUGUGAGAUGAAUGCCAGUAAAAUGUGGGGAAUAUUGCAGUGACCCUGAAACUACUUCAUCUUGUGAAUCUUGUUGCCACGUGACACGUGAUACAUGACACUCUUGAUAUUGUAAAGGUUGUAUUCUGAUUAUUGCAGAAACAACCAAGAAGAAUUUUUAAAGGUGUGCAUGGCUGCACAAAGAUCAGAAUCCUGCUGCCUGCAAUAAAGUGGCUUUUUUUUGCA
Micropterus dolomieu (smallmouth bass) is the source of this 3204-nucleotide messenger RNA. It is a transcript of the gene notchl, whose product is annotated as notch receptor, like. Gene Ontology annotation, biological process: multicellular organism development; Notch signaling pathway; cell differentiation. The record is from RefSeq and is a predicted model, not a curated record. Gene Ontology annotation, molecular function: protein binding. Gene Ontology annotation, cellular component: membrane. The transcript has 11 exons. NCBI's taxonomy places the organism in Eukaryota, Metazoa, Chordata, Actinopteri, Centrarchiformes, Centrarchidae. Bases 213 to 2588 code for a protein of 791 amino acids.